GAAGAUUUCCCAAAAUUAUAGUAACUAUCAUCGCGGAUGUUUCAUUGAAUGAGACAUGCUACAGCAAGUCUGUGACACCAGCAGGAAUGAUAUUGGAUUCUCAACCUUACGGUCCCAAUGAGAAUCGUGAUUCACUUAAAUCAAAGAGUUGGACACCGCCCCCCACGAUUGGAUGUUUGGGAUUUUCUCGAGGGUACUGGAUUGCUUUCUGGAAGCAAUGUUGGCUGGUCCUCUUGAACCCUAAACCCUAUUUCACGCGGUACCCACGGUCCAGACAACGGGAUGUCGAUCUCAACUAGACGCAACGCAAGACGCUCAUUAGAGCCAUGCAUAUAGCACAUACCUAUUC
Messenger RNA from Eremomyces bilateralis CBS 781.70, 349 nucleotides. RefSeq lists its product as uncharacterized. The record is from RefSeq and is a predicted model, not a curated record. Bases 87 to 299 code for a protein of 70 amino acids. Lineage: Eukaryota; Fungi; Ascomycota; Dothideomycetes; Eremomycetales; Eremomycetaceae. The transcript has a single exon.